AUGCAGCGGAUCUGGUCCGACUCACACCGCUUCGGCCUCUGGCGGAAGAUCUGGCUCGCCGUCGCCGAAGCCCAGCACGAGAUGGGCCUGCCCGUCACGAAGGAGCAGGUCGAAGAGCUCCGCACGAAUCUCGACAUCACUGACGCCGACAUCGACCGCGCCAAAGAGAUCGAACGCGAACUCCGCCACGACGUGAUGAGCCACGUCCACGCCUGGGGCGAGAAGUGCCCGAACGCGAAGGGCAUCAUCCAUCUGGGGAUGACGAGCCAGGAUGUGAACGACAACGCGGAGUUGUGGCAGAUCAACAAAGCACUGAAGGUGAUACACCGCAAGCUCGCACAACUCGAGCUCGCAUGCGGUGUAUUCGGAAUGACGUGGAAAUCAACGCCAACGCUCGCGUUCACGCACUACCAACCCGCUCAACCCACAACACUCGGGCGCCGGGCCGCGCAAUGGGCCUUCGAUCUUCAUGUCUCCAGUUUCACUCCGUACGACGAGUACCCGUUGCCAAUCCGAGGAGUUCGCGGAGCGACUGGCACGAUGGCUUCGUACUUGAGUCUUUUCGACAACGAUGCUGAGAAAGCACGUCGACUCGAUGCGAAUGUUGUUCGACGAUUGCGGGCGGAAAUCGACGAGCAGCAAAAAUUUCCAUACGACCUGCAGGCGCGUACGCAUCAGAUCGAGCAAAACGAAAAAUGGCGAGCCGAUGCGGUAAAGGAAGGCAACGACGCGAGGGCUGAUCACUUCGCGGAGCAAAUUGAGCAACUGUCGUCCAUGACAGAUGAAGACUAUGCCCAUGGGAUCUUUGAAUGCGGUCACUCGAACUACGCAUUUGAGCUCACCACCCAAACCUACCCCCGCGUCUUCGACGCCCAGGUCGUCUCCGGCCUCGCCUCCAUCGCCUGCGUCCUCCACAAGAUGGCCACCGACAUCCGACUCCUCUCCAACCGCAAGACCGCCGCCACCCAGUGGCUCGAGCGCACGCUCGACGAUUCCGCCAACCGCCGCCUCACCCUCCCCGAGGCCUUCCUCGCGCUGGACGGCUGCCUCGACAUCAUGCGCAACGUCAUCUCCGGCCUCGUCGUCCACGAGAAGACCAUCGAGAAGAACCUCAUGGCCGAGCUCCCCUUCAUGGCGAGCGAGAACCUCAUGAUGGAAGCCGUCAAACUCGGGCGAGACCGCCAGGAGGUCCACGAGGCCAUCCGCCUCCAC
Messenger RNA from Symbiodinium necroappetens, 1212 nucleotides. NCBI's taxonomy places the organism in Eukaryota, Dinophyceae, Suessiales, Symbiodiniaceae. The record is from the annotation of a GenBank genome assembly.